This is a messenger RNA of Liolophura sinensis, 8147 nucleotides long. RefSeq names its product C-Jun-amino-terminal kinase-interacting protein 4-like. Gene Ontology annotation, cellular component: cytoplasm. NCBI's taxonomy places the organism in Eukaryota, Metazoa, Mollusca, Polyplacophora, Chitonida, Chitonidae. Gene Ontology annotation, biological process: vesicle-mediated transport. The record is from RefSeq and is a predicted model, not a curated record. Gene Ontology annotation, molecular function: signaling receptor complex adaptor activity; JUN kinase binding; kinesin binding.
CAUCGGUAAUGAAAUGUCGCUGUAGGAUGGGCCAGGACGCUGUUAUUUUAGACAUAUUUUGUCUCAAAGGGGGAUAAAAGGACAGGACGAUUCGGACGCUAAGUUGUAAAUGAUUCAUUAAUUUCAUAUACUCCCAGAAAUUUACACCAAUAUGGAGGCUGGAAUGGUAGAGACGGUGUACGGCACGACGGAUGAAGGACAUGUCAUGUCUGAAAAAGUGCAGUCACUGGCAUCCAGCGUUUACAAGGAGUUCGAACGAAUGAUCAAAAAGUAUGACGAAGAUGUUGUUAAAGAACUCAUGCCUCUUGUUGUUGGUAUAUUAGAAAGCUUGGAUCAAGCGUAUGCAGAAAAGCAAGAAUCGGAAGUUGAAUUAGAACUGUUACGUGAUGAUAAUGAACAGCUGUUGACACAGUAUGAAAGAGAAAAACAGCUACGUCGUGGCGCAGAACAGAAAUACCUGGAAGUCGAAGAUGCAGUGGAAGGAGAAAAAAAGUCCUUGGAAGAAAAGGUGGAGAGCUUGGAGUCCAUAGUGAGAAUGCUGGAACUGAAGUCCAAGAAUGCAGCAGACCAUGUGAGCCGAUUGGAAGAUAAAGAAUCUGAAAUGAAAAAAGAAUAUACCAAACUCCACGAACGGUAUACAGAGCUCUUCAAAACUCACAUGGAUUAUAUGGAAAGAGCCAAAAUGUUGAUGGGACCUGACAGAAUUGGGGAUUUGGCAAACAGCCCCAGAACACGGGGAGGCUUCCAGCUGCCAAACCUGCGACCUGUCAGUAUGAUAUAUGGCAGCUCAGUAGAGACUCCGCUGAAGUCAGCUGGAACACCAGACUUUGAUGUGACCUCCCCGAACAGGAGUCAGGACUCUAAUGUCAGUCUGAAAAAUGAACUGAAGGACCUGAAUUCACCUGAUACCGGGGAAGGCGGGGCAAAAGCGGCAGGCGACGGCAAGUCAACAUCAGAUAAGAGUCAACUUACAGAUAGCAUCAAUGUGAGAGAGUCUGCUACAGGAACAAAAGUUAUAGAGGGGACCGCUGCUAAAGCCCAGUCUAGGGACGCAACAAAAAACAAACAUGCCCAAGAUAACCAAGCAAGGCCUGUUGUUAAGCCUCAAGUAGAGUCUGGUCAAAUAAACCAGUCAAAUCCAGAGAUUGAUUCCAACAAAUCAGUGCCUGUUGCCAGUGAAGGCAUGGUAUUAGAGACAAAUUCAGUAGAGUCAAGUGCAGACUCACAAGUUGUUCUGAGAAAAAAGCAUGAUAGAACUGUUGGUGAGAAGAACUUGUCAGUGUCUGCAACUGUAGAUGCAACAAAAAGUGGAAACAUUCAAACUUUAGUGGAGUCUGGAGAUUUCCUGGAGUCAGUUGAAGUGCAUGUACCGGUGUUACAAAUGUCAGCUGUUGACAAAACAAUAGCAGACAUUGUGGCCUCAACCCCAGAGUUAGAUGAGAUGGAGGAAUCGUUGUCAACUUCUACACCUAACAGAGUCUCCAGGAGAAAUAAUGACUCAUUAUUUGAUGAAAUCACUCCUGAUGUCAUCGGCGAUGUUGACUUUGGUGCUGAUAUAACAGGAAAAGAAGUUCAUCCCGGUGAAUAUGCAUCGUCAGAUGAUGGGGAACAAGGGGGAGAAAUUGUCAGUGACAACUUCUUUGUCGGUAUGGGGAAGGAGGUGGAGAAUUUAAUCCUGGAGAACACAGAGUUACUGGCAACGAAGAAUGCUCUUAAUAUUGUGAAGGAUGAUUUAAUUGCCAAAGUGGAUGAGCUUACAAGUGAGCAGGAGAUCUUGCGAGAAGAGAUUACCUCCCUUCAGGCUGUGAAGAGUCGUCUACAGCUUCGCAUUACUCAGCUGGAGGAGGACCUGAAGAAAACCAAGGAGGAGUUGGAGAAGAAAAGCCAGGAGGCACAGGCAGAAGGGGAGGAUGACGUGCCCAUGGCCCAGCGUAAGCGGUUCACUCGUGUGGAGAUGGCCCGGGUGCUGAUGGAGAGGAACCAGUACAAGGAAAGGCUGAUGGAGCUACAGGAGGCUGUGCGGUGGACGGAAAUGAUCCGAGCCUCUCGGGAACACCCAGAACUUGUCCCCAAGAAAAAGUCCACCAUAUGGAGUUUUUUCAGCAACUUGUUCAGCUCCUCAAACAAGCCUCACAACCCAGGAUUACCAGUGGCCACUGUGAAGUACAACGCUCCCACUACCAAUGUACGACCUGUGGGAGAUCCCAACAAGAAGAAGAGAGACUCUUACAAUCUGGGGGAGAAAGCUAAAGCCUAUGAUUUUCUUCAUGAUGAGGCAAAACUGAAAUUCCCAGACAUGGAGUCAGCUGAGAAAACCCGUAGGGAGCGUGAGAGAGAGAGGCGAGAACAGUACAAGCAGGUGCGAGCCCAUGUCAAGAAGGACGAUGGGCGCAUGCAGGCUUAUGGUUGGAGCUUACCUGCCAAGUUCACCUCCCAUCUGCCCAGAGAGCAACCCAGUAAGAGUCAUGUCCCUGUGCCGGUACCUGUCUACUGCAGACCCCUGCUGGACAAGGAGAAUGGGCUCAAGAUCUGGUGUGCCGCGGGUGUGAAUCUGACUGGUGGCCGUACCCAAGAUGGAGGAUCUAUCGUAGGGGCAAGUGUGUUCUACUCUAACCCCACGGAGGAAACAAUUGAUAACAAGAACCUUCCCAACGACGAAGUGGAAAAGUUAGAUAGGGAGCUAAAGGAGCAUGAGAAGAAUGUACAGAAGUCUGAGAAUGAGCAGAUGUCAUCAUUUGUCUGGAUCUGCACCAGCACAAACUCCUACAGUCGUGUCACAGUCAUUGAUGCCAACAACCCUGGUGACCUCCUGGAGUCAUUCCGUGUGACGUCUUCUCACAUCCUCUCCAUCGCUAGUGUACCAGGAGCCAUGGAGUCUGACUACCCAAGGAAGGAAAUUCCCGAAUGGCAAAAGGAGAACAUUGGCCUAAAACAGCCAGAUGCAGUCAGCGAGAACCAGACCAAUAAUCAAGGGGAGGAGGCUGGCAUAGGGGGGAUAACAUUUGUCAAAUGUGCCACUGGUCCAUCUAGUCAGAAUGGUAGUACAAGUGCUUCACCUGUUGGCUCUCCACCCAACUCUAGAGAAUCAAGUCCACUCGCUAAAGCUAAUGUUGCCAAGAUGACUGCAGCAGUACAAGCACUCUCAGAUGAUGGAGACUCUAACAAGAUGGCGCCUAGUGAUAAUGCAGUUGAGAACUCGGGAGACAGUGAGAAAAGUGAGGAAGAUCCUCUUGGUGUUACUGGUGCCACAAUUCUAAAAGCCACAGGCUCCCCACCAUCAUCUGGGACAACCACUCCAAAUUCUUCCUCCUCAUUUGAACAGUCUGAGAAACGAAUGUUAAAUGAGCCAUCAGAGCUGGUAAAAGAUGGGAUUACCUCCCCUUCUGCUAAUGAUCUCCAGAAUGAAGAGAUAGAGAAGAUGAGCAGUGUGCUUCCCACCAUGUGGAUGGGUUGUCAAAGUGGAAGCUUGUAUGUCCAUUCAUCUGUGGCUCAGUGGAAGAGAUGCUUACACUCUGUCAAGCUGGGAGAAGCAGUCCUUAGCAUUGUACACAUCAAGGGUCGUGUGAUGGUUGGCCUGGCUGAUGGAACUAUUGCCUUCUUCCACAGGGCCUCUGAUGGUCAGUGGGAUCUAAGGAACUAUCACAUCCUGGAUUUUGGUCGACCCCGACAGUCUAUCCGCUGCAUGACAAUCGUGGCCAGCAAACACGUGUGGUGCGGUUAUAAGAACCUUAUUCACGUCAUAGACCCAGAACAUAUGAGCAUUGUGAACACCUUUGACGCUCACCCGAGGAAGGAGAGUCAGGUGCGCCAGCUGUGUUGGAUUGGGGAUGGGGUGUGGGUGUCUAUACGCCUGGACAGUACUCUACGUCUCUACCACGCCUACACUCACCAGCAUCUCCAGGAUGUUGACAUUGAACCCUAUGUCAGCAAAAUGUUAGGUACUGGCAAACUGGGCUUCUCAUUUGUGAGGAUCACAGCCAUGUUGAUAGCCUGUAAGAGAUUGUGGAUUGGAACAGGCAAUGGUGUGAUUAUAUCUGUGCCCCUCUCAGAAAAUGAUGACGAGGAUCAUUUUCUUGGAGGUAACAAACAGCAAAUUACAUCAGGAGUGAGUAGUGGACGCCCGGGUGGGGUCAUACGAGUGUACAGUGAUAACAAAAAUGACAGCAUCACCCCUGGCAGUUUUAUCCCCUACUGUUCCAUGGCACAGGCUCAACUCUCCUUCCAUGGUCACAGAGACGCGGUCAAGUUCUUUGCUGCAGUUCCAGUUGGUAAGCGCACCUGGACACGUGGUCCUAAUUCAGGUGCACCAUCAAAGGGCGUGAGUGCAGCCAGUGAUAAUAGCGUAUCCAACUCGGCCCCGAAAAGCAAACCCCAAGAGGCAACACCUGCUCCCUCCACACAAUCCAAACUAGUCAUUUCUGGAGGGGAGGGUUACAUCGACUUCAGGAUUGGGGAUGGAGAUGACGAAGAAAGACUUCUACCUGAGGAAGAAGAGAAGAAAAAUACUCUGAACAAGACUGACCGCAGCCAUCUGAUUGUCUGGCAGGUGACCAGUUUGGAAUGACUUCAGUCUGCGUACUGUGAUAACAGAGUGACCAGUCAUCCAGGUUUGACCAGAUCAGCGGGCUGUCUCACAUUCAAGCAAAUAAGGAAUUCAUCUUGCUUUGGUAAAGAAGAAAGAGAGGCUAUGUGGAGCAGUGAUAGGCAAGGUUGGGAGGGUUAUGACAAUCUUAUCUGCAUUGGCUGAACUGAAGGAACCUUCCUGACAGUGAUGAAGUAAUGGACAAAACCCACUCACGCUUAGUCUGCUCAUUGAUCACUGGUCAGACCAGUGGUAGACAAGACGUGUUCGGCCAGCUUAUACUGGACAUAUUGAUGUACCACAGUGAUCAUACCAGACCACUAUACAUUCUGAUCUGUCACCAACAUGGGCACAAAACUGCCAGGGCUGUCUCUUCAUUUGAUGAAGCACAUAAGCAUGGCCAGUUCAACUUCCGGCAGUGUAUGUCCAAACAGCAUUUGUUAUGACAGAGAUCAUAUGUGGUAUGAGCAGUCCAGUAAAAUGGGCUGAUCACACACAAGCAAGGCAACCAAGCAGCCAGUGUUAUCUUUGAGUUAUAUAUGCAGAACACAGUACACCCAGCUUGGUAUCCAGCAGAAUCUGGCCAGUUUGGUAUAGACCAUCAAAUUGUGAUAUGUGAAAGGUUUCUAUAUGAUCUUGUCUAGAUGUUAUAUGUACACAGUAUAGCCUGUCUGCCUCGUGACAGGUGACCAUGCUCAGCACCAUGUGCUGGACAUGUCCUCCAUCGGAUUGCCAGUUGCUACCCCUAUUGUAAAGUUGUCUCUUGUCCAGAGUAAAAUGCUCAUGCAGUGUUCAUAAGAAUAUUUUAUUUUACCCAAAGACACUUUUGAAACCAUGGUACUUUCUGGUAGCAGAUUCACUCAUACUCUUGUGCUGUACUUUUCCCCCACACAAGAUUAUGAUGUCUUGUCUUAGAUGUUAUCUUUACCAAAGUGCCAUGCACUGUUGACAAUCUCAAGAAUGAAUUUUACAACAAUUGUUCUUGUUACGGUUAUUUUCUGCAUGUGCCCCAUUCUAAAUGUGUGCAAUAUAUGAUAUUGAUUCUUCUAGUACUCAUUUGACUCAUUUGAUUUUAUCUCUCUGUUAAUUUAUUUUAUUUGUGUGUUUGUUUGAAUCUUUGGAAUGGGGGAAUAAUGUAGUUCAGUUUGGUCUUAAAUGUGCAUGAAAACAUUAUGCAUAAUGCAUGGCUAACAGGUGUAUAAUGAACAGUAAUUCAGAAGUAAACUCCCUGGAAUUGAUAUCUUUAAUUCACCCUAUAUCUCGAUAUUUGUCAGCUUCCACAGACCAGUCUGAUCUUCAUAUUUCUUGCUUCAGAACAUGACUGUUUAAGAGUAAGCGAUGUCCUCGUUCCAUGCACCUCUGCUACUCUUGUCACCAAGUAUCACUAGUGAGCAGUGAGCGCUGUUGGUUUGGUCAUAAUGCCUAUGCAGGGAACCCUUGACAGGUUGUGGCUAUUCAUAUUCAUGACAUACUGUAAUUCUUCAACCUUUUCGCAUGUUUGCAAGGUGUUCAUUCAAGCAAAUUUUGAGGGCAUUAUUGUGUGUAGACUGAUAAAAUGAUACUUUUUGUGCAGCCCUGAAAUUGGUUCAUCCAACCAAUAUAGUGUUGUCUCCAAAAUCAAAUUAAAACCAUACAUAAAUUGUGCUGAAAGCCUGCUCUUUCAUAUGUGAAAAAGUUGAAGAAUUAGAGUAGUGAAACUGUUUAUCUCUGUAUGAGUCGUCUAGUGUGGCCACAGAUCUGACAGAAACACGCCCUCUGUUCCAAGUGACUAACAGAGAAAACUAUUUUAGGUUUUUGACUGACAAAAUCUGGACAUCAUGAUUAGCCACUUUAUUUCCAAUUCAUACUAAAGACAUUCUCCUACCAGUUAGGUUAAUGAGAGAUGUCCCCAUAGAAAGUGUGCUCUAUAGCUUUAGACUAUAAACAUCAGCGACUGUGCAUGUACGUUUGUCAACAGGCAGAACAAAUGUUGAUCAUUGGACUUGGAGCAGCGUUCUCACACAAUGGUAGUUACCAUGGUAGUUAAAUGAGGGAGUAGAGGUGCAAAACUCAGCUAAUUCAGUACUUCGAUAUUUUCCCAAUUAUGUAUAAUCUUACCAGGGUCUUAUCACUACCAUUACUUGAUGGCUCCAGGAAACACUGUUCUGUGUUUGGAAACCAUAAAGGGUCUAUUUUAGUUAAAAUCUGGAUUUAAAUGAUUGAUAGCCUUUAGUCAUUUACAGAUAAUUUAUGUACAGCUUCAUUGUUUAUUAUGUGUGAACUUGUUUUUAUUAUUUUUUCUUUACCCCAUGCAUGUAUGAUUUUAUGGGUGAGUACUGAGUUAUAUUUUUAAUGGAAUAGACACGACAAUGCUAUGUACACUAGUAUAUGUACCAGUCUGUUAUUUUGUAGUUUGAUUACCACAUUUGAAAAUGGAGUAUUUAUUGUGUUACAGAGGUAAAGGUAUACUGUUUGUUAUUGAGCAAGAACUGCGCAUGAAUUGAAGGAGCAUACUGUGAAUGAGAAGUGAAGGUAAUAAUUUAGAAACAUAUUUGUUAUUGUCUAUUAAUAAUGUUUUUAUGAUGAUAUGUUAAACGUUAGCAGAUGCCCGGAAAAGGAAAACAUCUGACUUUACAUUGAACAAGACACAGUUAAACUGACCGAAUUCAGAGCGCAAAAAUAUCCAUCAUCUGUUAAGUGGAACCUUCUAGCUUUGGGAAUUGUCAAUGGUACUUAAAACGUCUUCUCUGGAGAUGUCAUGUAUAGUGGGCUGAAUUUCCUAGGGCUCAAGCACCAUUGAAGGCCUCAGGUUGGUCUGGGUCUCCCCUGACCAAUUUGUUAACGUCCAGCUGUACGUAGAAUUAUGAUAAGUGAGCUAAAGCUGGCUACUGCAAGAAAAACAGCCAAGCCAUGCCAUGUAUCUAAACCACCACUGGUUGACAUAAACAUCAGUCCCUUUGGAAACUCACUUGAUCAAUUAAGACAAUCCAAUAGAGCCUUGCCGACAAGAAUGUAUUUCUUAACUACUGCUGGGGAAUCUCUGGGGGAAUACAUUCCCUGCAGUUCACUUCAGAGAAAGCUUUUUGUGGUAAUGACAUGAAGGAACCAAGACAGUUGUUCUUCCUUCCUUUUCUUGUCGUGAUAUAGCCCAAAAAAAAAAAAAAUCUGGCGUGAAGCCCAGUUCAUUUUUUCUUUUUUCUUCCUUUGAUCACACCCUAUUUUUUAUUCCCAAAAUAAGUUUUCUUCGGAAUGUCAGAUUAUCGUUUCAGUCCGAGCGGCUUGUAAAAAAUACAAUUACUAUGUAACAGGCUAUAUGUCUUGUCCAAAUUGUACAAUGAAUGGUCUGAAUUUUGACCGUGUCGGAAGAUACUAGGUGCUUGUUAAACCGCUUAUUAUAGAAAGAGUAUCUACAUAUACAACUGCGUAUGUACAUACAUAUAUAUUAACUGUAUAUGGCUUGCAUAAGAACAAAUUCCAGUAUGACGAUGUGUUUUACCGCAUGGCGUUGUGUAUAUUGCUUGCUAUACUGUGUAUUUCACCAAUGGUUAAUAAAACACAUGUCAGUGUAAGUGGUCUUGCCUUAAUU